CUCUUCUUGAUCCACUCGACAACAGGAGACGGCUGCUGAGAGGCACCUCCACUAUGAUGGCCAACAGCGGCGAUGCUUCAUCGAAGCAGCUUUCGUCCUUUGUCUGUUCUAUAUGCCUUGCUUCAUUCGGUCGCCACGAACACUUGACGAGGCAUCUCAAGACGACGCACUCUGAAAGGCGCACUCAUGCCUGCGAAUUCUGCGGUCUGCGGUAUAAGCGUCGGUACUUAUCAACCCUACGCUCUGAAGACAGCAGUAGUAUCAGUCAUUUCCUGACAGAUCCAGAGAUGGGUUAAGGAGACACUAUCAAACAUGUCAAUCGCGACUCGAGCGUCAAUAUGAUGUACCGCCGACUACACGGGGAGGUCGACCCAAACAUGCGUGCAGGCAUUGUGCUACCCUCAAACGAGCCUGUGAUCGUGGCCAACCAUGCUUAGA
Aaosphaeria arxii CBS 175.79 is the source of this 438-nucleotide messenger RNA. RefSeq lists its product as uncharacterized. The transcript has 2 exons. The record is from RefSeq and is a predicted model, not a curated record. NCBI's taxonomy places the organism in Eukaryota, Fungi, Ascomycota, Dothideomycetes, Pleosporales. The coding region runs from base 54 to 296 and encodes 80 amino acids.